Molecule: messenger RNA, 411 nt
Organism: Periconia digitata
Lineage: Eukaryota; Fungi; Ascomycota; Dothideomycetes; Pleosporales; Periconiaceae
Source: the annotation of a GenBank genome assembly
AUGGGAAAAUCGCAGGGCCUGUUCUCGGUGACCAUAUCCGCGAAACGAAAACCAGGGAUGGAUGAAGAUUCGUAUCAUAAAUAUAUCAGCGAAACGCACGCCGGGCAUCUUAAGCACCUUUUAGUCGAGAAGAAGAUUGUGGAUUACACUAUGCAACACAACACAUCUGAACUCAUGAAAGACAUUGAGAAUCUGUUCCCCAAUCUACCUUCUGUCAAUCGCUCACCUUACGAUGCAUUUGUCACGAUUGUCUUUCGCAACAUUGAAGACUACGUGAAGGUUAAAAACGACCCGCACUAUCUGAGUGUCGUGAAUCCCGACCACGUCAACUUCGCUGACGGUCCAAGUACUAUGAUGUCAUUUGGGUGGUUUGAGAAGCACGUAGCGGACGGGAAACUUGUCGAGAGUUGA